AUGGGCCAAAAUGACGAACCUGUCAUCGGAGUUCCUUACUACGCCGGGCAGAACCCGCACCAAGCCGGAGCUAUACCGCCAACCGCAAUCGUCGGCGAUCCAAAGGGAAUCCCAAUUCAACAGACUAUGUAUCGCGACACUCCUGCUCCUUUUAACUGCGUUUACUGUGGUAAUUCCGGCGUUACCGUCGUUAGAUCAAAGCCUAGUUUGGCAGCUUUUGUUGGUUGCAUGAUGCCUUUGAUGCUUGGAUGUUGCUUUCUUUGCCCUUCUAUGGAUUGCCUCUGGCACAAGUAUCACUACUGCCCAAGCUGCAAAGAAAAGGUUGCUGACUUUGAGAAAUCAGAUCCUUGUGCAGUGAUGGAUCCUCCCCACUGGACACAGGAGAGUUUCGCCUUGCCUGCAUGA
Molecule: messenger RNA, 405 nt
Organism: Dovyalis caffra
Lineage: Eukaryota; Viridiplantae; Streptophyta; Magnoliopsida; Malpighiales; Salicaceae
Source: the annotation of a GenBank genome assembly